Molecule: messenger RNA, 1797 nt
Organism: Closterium sp. NIES-67
Lineage: Eukaryota; Viridiplantae; Streptophyta; Zygnematophyceae; Desmidiales; Closteriaceae
Source: the annotation of a GenBank genome assembly
UUUCCUCCUCCUUUCCUUCUCCUCCUCCUCCUCAAUGGCGUCCGAUUCCUCGGUGGACCUUACCUCCGUCGACGCUCUUGAGCUGCUGCCCGACAACACCGCGGUCAAUUGGCAUUCCUAUGCCCAAACCGUCACGGUGCUUCUCUCCUCGGUGACGGUCAACGGCUACAACCUGAAAGCCGUUGUCCAUCUCGAGGAGCGCGGUCUUCAGCCUGCCCAGCCGAUUGCUCCCGCGGGCCCUGCACCUCCUCCUCCUGGCGAUGCUCCCGUCAGCCCUGGUGAUCCUCCAACCUUCGCCCCUGACGUCAACGACCCUCAGAGCUCCGAGACCGCCAUUCGCACCUACCGUGCCGGCCUCACCGACCACGUCCGCCAGCAGCUGCUCUUCCCGCGCCGAGCAUGACGCCGCCACUGCCGCCUACAACACGUAUCAGGCGGAGCUCGCGGAGUACGUCAGGCGCGAGCGCGCAUACAUCACCGACCUCACCGCCUGGCGUGUCGCCGACCGGCGCGCGCUCACCGUCCUCCUCGCCACCAUUCCUCCCACCCUCAAGCGCGAGCUUGCUCCCACUUCCUCCUCCCACCUCUGGCGCCUCCUCACCGAUCUCUAUGAUCGGCAGGACGUUGCCACCCUCUACUCCCUCAUCAAGGAGUUCCAGAGCCUCACCAUGGACUCUACCACCGGCGCAGCUGCCUUCACGCGUCGCGUCCUCGACCUUGCUUGGCGCCUGGCGGCUCUUGGCGUGCCGUACCCGGACCCUAUGCUAUGUUGCCACCUCCUUGAAGGCUUGACUCCUGCCUUCGACACCCAUAAGAUCGCCUACAUGCAGCUGAUCGACAAGCGCAUCACCCCAGCUGAAGUCGCCCAAGAAGUGGGUGUUUUGGGUGAAGCAAAUCCUGGCGAGCCGUCGGUCUACAAGGCCCGCUACGUCGCCAAGGGCUUCACCCAGUGCUACGCUGUCGACUUCUUCGACACCUUCUCUCCCACCGCCAAGCCCGCUACCAUUCGCGCAGUCCUCGACCUCGCAGCUCGCCUCAACAUGGAGAUUCACUCCAUGGACGAGGUGUAGUCAUUAUAAAUAUUGGGGGGUUGUUGGUUGGGUUGACCAACCCCACAUUUGGGUUGGUCAAGAUUGGAUUUGGUCCUAGACAUUUGGUUGGCACUAUUCCAACCAAAUGGUCCUUGGUCCUAGGAACCAACCAAUCACCAAGCACCACACUUUGUGGUUGCUUGCCUUCCAAGCAAUCUCUCUCAUUGGUCCACAUUGUGGCCAAUCAGAGAGCACCACACUUUGUGGUUGCUUGCCCUACAAGCAACCUCUCCCAUUGGUCCACUUUAUGGCCAAUAGGAGAGCUUCCCUUCCAACUCUUCCUUGCUCCUUGUUUUGUACAAAAGAGCCUCUUGGCUCCCUACUCAAUCAAUCUUUUCUCUUCCAAGCUAUUUCCUUCACGGAUUUCGUCGGUCGAAGCUCCGCACAUUUCCGCGCAACUCCAAGAGUCGUGGCAAACUGCGAACUUCUCAGAAUGUCGCAGGGAAUGUUCCUCUAGAACUUACGCGUUCGCGAGAUCGAGGCCGUUUGCCCCCAAGAAAAAAUCGGCUCCGUCGAUGCAGUUCAUCGAACGGUCGGCGAGGCAUCUCGCCUUCGAAGGGGACCCCAGGUGCAACUGUGCGAGGUUAGUCGAAACGAAAUAUGAAAGAGCAUUGUACUUACAGGAAUAGACGUUUUGACUCCAUCCUCGGCGUGCUCCUGGGGGCCCAGCUGUUAAGCGUUGAGCUGAAACCUUGGCUCUAAUUAC